Rhincodon typus (whale shark) is the source of this 1716-nucleotide messenger RNA. RefSeq names its product cytochrome P450 2F2-like. Lineage: Eukaryota; Metazoa; Chordata; Chondrichthyes; Orectolobiformes; Rhincodontidae. The record is from RefSeq and is a predicted model, not a curated record. Gene Ontology annotation, molecular function: oxidoreductase activity, acting on paired donors, with incorporation or reduction of molecular oxygen, reduced flavin or flavoprotein as one donor, and incorporation of one atom of oxygen; iron ion binding; heme binding. The coding region runs from base 1 to 1320 and encodes 439 amino acids. Gene Ontology annotation, biological process: xenobiotic metabolic process. The transcript has 7 exons. Gene Ontology annotation, cellular component: cytoplasm; intracellular membrane-bounded organelle.
AUGGAUCCUUUCCGCUGGCUCCAGUUUUUCAAUCUGCAAACUCUACUGAUUUUCUUGGCUGUGUUUUUAACGGUGUCCUUUCUAAUCAAAGCCAGGAAGCAGAGUGCUCUCCUACCGGGUCCAUCCAUGUGGUCACUCUUCGGAAACAUCUUCACCAGGAAUCAGGCUCCUCAUGUUUCUCUGACUGAGGUAUUGGCGGAUCUCAACCUGAAACCUUCUCCCCCUGUUUCGAAGACUGAGCGGCUGCUUAUCUGGCAAGUUAGAGAGAGUCUGACAGAAGUGUACAUCAUCUUUAUGUUUCUUAUUCCCUGCCUUCUCCACGCACAGCUUUCUAAGAAGUAUGGAGACGUUUUUACAUGCAGCGCCUUAUUGAUUCCCAUCGUUGUCCUCAAUGGGUACCGAACCUUUCAAGAGGCCCUCGUCCAACAUGGUCGAGAAUUUGCUGGGCGGCCAAUUAUCCCUAUCAUGGAAGAAAUUUAUAACAUUGCUCCAAUCAUUGGCUACUUCCCUGGGCCACACCAGAGGAUAUUCAAAGUGCGGGAGGAAGUUGAAGCCAUUAUCCAGGAUUUCAUCCAACAGCACAAAGACACUCUGAAUGGUGAAGAGGUCAGAGACUUCAUCGAUGCCUAUUUACUGGAAAUGAAGAAGGAAGAGAAUUCUCCUGACUCUCGUCUGACUGAAGGAAACCUCUUCCAUAACGUCAAUGAACUGUUCAUCGCUGGCACUGAAACUACAACAACUACUCUGCAAUGGGCCAUUCUGUAUAUGAUGGCUUUCCCAGAUGUACAAGCGAAGUGCCAAGAGGAGAUCGACAAAGUGAUUGGUGGCUCUCGUAUGCCGAACAUGGAGGACGCGGUCAACAUGCCAUAUGUCAAUGCCGUUGUUCAUGAGACUCAAAGAUACGGAAAUGUGGUACCUAUUGCAGCAGCCCAUGCAACAACAGAGGACACAAGUGUCAAGGGUUACACAAUUGAAAAGGGAACCUUCAUCUUACUGAACAUGGAGUCUGUUUUGUCUGAUGAAAAGCAUUGGAAGGACCCGAAACAUUUCAAUUCGGAGAAUUUCCUGAACGAAAAUAGGGAAUUCUUUAAGCCAGAUGCAUUUAUCCCAUUUUCACUGGGUCUGCGAGCAUGCCCAGGAGAAAAACUGGCCAGAAUGGAGCUAUUUUUGUUUUUCACUGUUCUCCUUCAGAAUUUUGAGUUCUACUGGCCUGACAAGACAUCUACACCAAAACUGCAGGGUGAAUACAGAUUGACACUACCAGCACAACCAUAUAAAAUGGGAAUAAGAUACAGAAAAGCAAGAGAUGGUGAACUGUGAUCUCAGGGGAUGUCCACUUGAUGGUGUCAGAUUAAGGAUCAACAUUUUUUCUGUUCAAAAUUCCUCUUGUGAUUCUUGGGCUAUUUUUUGAUUUUUGAGGGCUCCUUUUUUCUGCUUUUUGGACAUUAGGCCUUCAUUGUCACGAACUCAUUUAUAGGGUACUGCAAUCAGGGACUAACACCAGCCCCUGUAUUUGUAUUGAGGUAUUGGCCAUUUGGAAUCACAGAAACAGAAUUGGAAGAUUUCAUCAACAUCCUCAAAAAAAUCACCUCUCCAUUAAAUUUAGAGUCUAAACAUGUACAUAGCGGAGGCAAUGGCCUAGUGGUUUUAUUGCUGGACUGUUAGUGAUGAUGAUGGAUGCCUGGAGCACAUUUGGAGUCCAAUUCUAGCAUUGAA